This is a messenger RNA of Caretta caretta (loggerhead turtle), 4421 nucleotides long. The record is from RefSeq and is a predicted model, not a curated record. Lineage: Eukaryota; Metazoa; Chordata; Testudines; Cheloniidae.
GCUGCGGGCCUGGUCGGGGCCCGGGCGGGGGGCGCCAUGGCGGCCGCCGAGACGAAGAUCAUCUACCACCUGGACGAGCAGGAGACGCCCUACCUGGUGAAGCUGCCGAUCCCGGCCGAGCGGGUCACCCUGGGCGACUUCAAGGGCCUCCUCAACCGGCCCAACUACAAGUUCUACUUCAAGUCUAUGGACGAUGACUUCGGGGUCGUGAAGGAAGAAAUCUCGGAUGAUAAUGCCAAGCUUCCCUGUUUCAAUGGCCGGGUGGUAUCCUGGCUGGUGUCUGCAGAGGGGUCGCACUCAGAUGGGGGGUCUGUCUGUGCCGAUAACCAGCCGGAGCUGCCGCCCUCCAUGGAGCGUACCGGGGGCAUUGGGGACUCCAGGCCUCCCUCCUUCCACCCCAACACCGGGGGGAGUCGGGAGAACCUGGAUAACGAGACGGAGACCGAUUCAGUGGUUUCAUCGCAGCGGGAGAGACCUCGCCGGAAAGACGGGCCUGAGCAUGCACCCAGAGUGAAUGGGAUGGCAAAAGGAGACCGGCGCCGAGACCUAGGUGGGUAUGAGAGCUCUUCCACUCUCAUGAGCAGCGAAUUGGAGACCACCAGCUUCUUCGACUCAGAUGAGGAUGACUCCACUAGCAGGUUUAGCAGCUCGACAGAGCAGAGCAGCGCCUCCCGCCUGAUGAGAAGGCACAAGCGACGCCGGCGGAAACAGAAGGCCCCACGCAUAGAGCGGUCAUCGUCCUUCAGCAGCAUCACGGACUCAACUAUGUCUCUGAACAUCAUCACAGUCACUCUAAACAUGGAGAAGUACAACUUCUUGGGCAUCUCCAUCGUGGGACAGAGCAACGAGCGCGGGGACGGUGGCAUCUAUAUCGGCUCCAUCAUGAAGGGGGGCGCAGUAGCGGCCGAUGGCAGGAUCGAGCCGGGAGACAUGCUCUUGCAGGUGAACGAUAUCAACUUUGAGAACAUGAGCAACGAUGAUGCUGUGCGCGUGCUGAGGGAGAUCGUGCACAAGCCGGGGCCAAUCACCCUGACUGUGGCCAAGUGCUGGGACCCCAGCCCCAGGGGCUGCUUCUCGCUACCCCGGAUUGCUCCCCAGCGGAUCUGGGCUGGGCCAGACUCUCCAUGCUCCGAUCCGGGUGAGCCGAUCCGACCAAUCGACCCAGCAGCCUGGGUUUCCCACACGGCAGCGAUGACUGGCACCUACCCGGCGUACGGUAUGAGCCCAUCCAUGAGCACAAUCACUUCCACCAGCUCCUCCAUCACCAGCUCCAUCCCAGAGACCGAACGCCUCGAUGACUUUCACCUGUCCAUCCACAGCGACAUGGCCACCAUCGUCAAAGCCAUGGCCUCCCCCGAGUCAGGUCUGGAGGUGCGCGACCGCAUGUGGCUGAAGAUCACUAUCCCCAAUGCCUUCAUCGGUUCAGAUGUGGUGGAUUGGCUUUAUCACCACGUGGAAGGUUUUACAGACCGGCGAGAAUCCCGCAAGUAUGCCAGCAACCUGCUGAAGGCCGGCUACAUCCGACACACUGUGAACAAGAUCACCUUCUCAGAGCAGUGCUACUACAUCUUCGGAGACCUCUGCGGCAACAUGGCUAACCUGUCCCUGCAUGAUCAUGACGGAUCCAGCGGAGCCUCAGAUCAGGAUACGUUGGCUCCGCUCCCCCACCCAGGAGCUGCGCCGUGGCCCAUGGCUUUCCCAUAUCAAUACCCACCACCUCAUCCAUACAACCCGCACCCAGGAUUCCCUGAUCCAGGCUACAGCUAUGGUGGGGGCAGUGCAGGCAGCCAGCACAGUGAAGGGAGUCGGAGCAGCGGUUCAAACCGCAGUGGCAGUGAGAGGAGAAAGGAGAGAGACCCGAAGGCCGGCGAGUCCAAGUCGGGUGGCAGUGGCAGUGAGUCGGACCACACCACCCGGAGCAGUCUGCGGCGGGAGCGGGCAGCCAGCGAGCGCUCGGUGCCAGCCAGCCAGCGCAGCCAGCACUCCCUGACUCACAGUGUCCGCAGCCACCACAGCCAGCCGUCUUAUGGGCCGCCCGGCCUGCCGCCCCUCUACAGCCCGCCCAUGCUGCUGAUGCCUCCGCCGCCUUCGGCCAUGGGGCCCCCAGGGGCCCCGCCGGGCCGCGACCUGGCCUCUGUGCCCCCUGAACUGACGGCCAGUAGACAGUCGUUCCGAAUGGCAAUGGGCAAUCCCAGUGAGUUCUUUGUGGAUGUAAUGUGAAGCACCUGUCCCCCUGUUUGUCUGCUGCCCUCAUCGGUUUGUCUUCUAGGAAAAGCCCUGGCUUCACUUUGUUUUUGUUUUGUCUUGAUAACUAAAAAAGGGAAAAAUAAACUGAACUAAACCUUGAGUUUAAUCCCUAGUCCCGUGGCAUGGAGGCGGGGGCCAGCAGGCCUUGCUGAGCCCUGCCAGCCCCGCCUGGCCCGGCCCAGCCCACCUCCGGACUCAUGUGUGCAGAGGCAAGUUGCUGCUGCUUGUGCAAGCCCCUAACCCCCAUCUCUAACCCCAUUAACCUGCAUCCGUCCUGGAGCCUGUGCUGCUCGCCCGUGUGUAGCUGCCGCUGCCCCCUUACUCCUUCCGCCCUAAAUGUCUCCUCUUUCUUUUCAUCCUUUUGUGUUUCUUCUGUCAAGCAGCAAAGAAUUACGGGGUGUUUGACUUCCUCUGAGCUUGCCGCCCGCAGGGGUGAGAGCUGGAGCAUGGCAUAGCAGCUUGGCCCAACAGAGGAGGACAUGAAGCCCCAAGGGUGCUGGGCACGUACGGUGCUGAAGAUGGCUUCUUUCCCACUAGCUGAAGACGCCCCCCCGUCCUCUCCACAGCCCUGAGAGGGGAGCAGGGCCCAGCUCCAGCCUUUUGUGUGUUCAGAUCAAUAAAUGUAGCCACUGAAUGUGCCAGGGCUUCAGUGCCUCUGGGGAGUGGAGAAGAUGAGGCCCCAUCUGGGAGGGUACCACUCCCUGUUCCCCCAUCCCACCACAUGCUCAGGCUUGGGCCAGGGUCUGUUACUCUCUGUACAGUAUUAAAGCCAGUGUACCCCUGUGGCAAGGCCCCACUUGGGUUCAGAGGCAGUACACUAAUGAGGCUCCUGACUGAGUGCUGUUGGGUCAGUAACUCCCAUAGGAGGUACAGGCCAGCGUCAGGAGGCCGAAAUACCGGUCAUCCAUUACUCAAUGCUUGUGCCCAUGAGCUGCGUGGUGUGGAUUUGGCUGAAUGUGAGGGUUCCGUUUGCGCCCGCUGCGCUGCAAGGGUGGAUGUCUAGCUCUGAAAAUGUGCCUUUAGUCUAGGCAGCCUCUCCCACCCCCUGCAUGACAAUGGGCCUGACUCCCCAUUCCUUGGCCACAGAGCAUGCUCCAUCCAGGCCUGCUGUGUGUAGGUGGGAGCUUCAGCUACUGGCUGUACUCUCCUACACUGGUGCUUAGCAGCAGGCUCCGGGUGCGGAAGCUAUUAGGCCUAAUCAGAGCAAGAGGAGGGGGUAAGAAGCUGAGAAAGGGGCAGCUGUGGGGUUCUCCUGCAUUUGCUGCCUCCCUCUGUUGUCCUAGAGGGGUGCGUUGUGCUGCCUUUUUGUCCUCAUCCUCUCCAGGGACAGGGGAGGGGUGGGGCAGGACCAGGCUCUAAGGAGACUGGAGAGUGACAGCCUUGGGCCUGCUGUGGCAGUCCCUGCUUGAGAUGCUGCCCCCUUCUGUGUCGUGGCACUGCAGCCCUUGCCUGUGGCAUGUAUGCAGGGCCUGGGCCCUGUCCCUCUGGAGGACUGCAGUCAGUUUAGCUAUUAGAGAAAAGUUCCCUUUUUCUCCCUCGGCCUCCUGGAGCCACUCGGAGCACUACUCCUUCUGCCUGAUGCUGGUGUGACAGAGAGGUUAUCUUGGGUAACUGGCUAGUGCACGAGACAGUACAUGGUACGCUAAGCUCCACUGCAGCCAAGGGUGGGCUUUGCCACAGUCUUUCCCUUUCCUCCCUGGGUCCUCUCGCUUCCGUUCAACAGCUUCCUCUGCAACAGUGUAAACUCCUUGGAGUUGUGGUUUUUAUUAUUCUUAGCAGGUGAAAUAUAUCGUACGCCUGGCACCAGCUCAUCUACUGCCCCCUAUUCUGCCCUGUCUGCCAUCCCAGCACCAGCUAUCCUGCCCUAUGUGCCAUUCUCCUGCCCCUCUAGCGCAGCACCAGCUGUUCUACAGUCCUCUAUUCUCCUAGCUCCCUACCAUGCGACCAGUGCAUCUACUGUGCAUAAUCCUUCAUAUCUACCCUGGUGCCAGCCUAAUAUCCACUAUCCUGCCCCGUGUGCCAUCCUGCCAGCUCAUGCUGCCACCUACCAUCCUCCCUGCCUUCCAGCCAACUCAUCAUCCUGGCAUUGGCCUGGCUUCGCCCCCUGGCUGCUGGGUUUUAUAAAAACAAAACCAAUCUCCUUGUUUUUAUUUAUAAACAUAGUUUUAUUGGAA